Cricetulus griseus (Chinese hamster) is the source of this 1728-nucleotide messenger RNA. Lineage: Eukaryota; Metazoa; Chordata; Mammalia; Rodentia; Cricetidae. The record is from RefSeq and is a predicted model, not a curated record.
UCCCCGGUUCUUCUCUUUCUGCCACACCCAGCCCCACCCCCCAGCCAAUCCUGCCAGCGAUACCUUUGAAAUUUCGCAUGAAUCUCACAGACGUGGCGGCGCACGCCCUUAAUCCCAGCCCGGGAGGAGCCUCUGUAGGUGUGAGACCAGCCCGGUCUGAGUUCCAGGCUAGCCAGAGCUGUAUAUAGGGAGAGCCAGACUCGGAGGAGUGGGGAGAUGUCCCAUGGCUUUUCAGGCCAUCUCCCAUCCUGCUCUUCUUACCCUGCUGGGCCUCAUCCACGCGGAGACCUUGCUGCACAAUCCGGCCAGCAGGAGGCCCGAAGCACAGACCUGGGGAAACUGGAUUUAAGCCCCAGCUCCUCCCGGCCCGGGGCCUUGCUCGCUCGCUCGCUGGCACACGUGUCAGCCUAAGAUGGGAAGGGUGCGAUGGGUAGGACGCCCACCUUCCGCUUUGCCAGCCCUGCCCUCUUCCCUCCCUGGGGAUUCCUCAAACCUUUCCUUUGGAGCCUGGGCUGAAACACCCAGCUGCCAGCAUCCGGAACAAGCUCAGCAGCUUGCAGCAAGACCUUCCGGGUCACAGAUGGGACACAGACAUCCUCCCCCCCCCACACCCCGAAAUGGAGCAUGUGUCUACAGCCCCAGCCCGCCGAGGCCCUGUGGCUCUGGUCUCUGAAGUCUUCGAACAACACCUGGGUGGACAUAUCCUUCAGUCCCUGGAUGGCUUCGUGUUCGCCUUGAACCAGGAAGGAAAAUUCCUCUACAUCUCAGAGACAGUGUCCAUCUACCUGGGUCUCUCCCAGGCGUCUUUGACUACAUCCAUCCCGGGGACCACUCGGAGGUAUUGGAGCAACUGGGACUGCGGGCUGCGACCCCCGGGCCCCCAACGCCGCCUUCCGUGUCAUCCUCUUCAUCUUCAUCUUCCUCCUCGCUGGUGGACACCCCCGAAAUGGAAACCAGCCCCACAGAGGCAUCCCCCGGGGCCUGGGUGUGCCUGCCCUCUGUGGCCACUGUGGCCGGGAACGGGAAGAGUGCCGGGGAGCAUCACGUGCUGUGGGUCAGUCACGUGCUCAGCCAUGCGGAAGAGGGCCAAACACCCCUGGAUGCCUUCCAGCUUCCAGCCAUUGUGUCUCAUGAGGAUCCACCCAGCCCAGGCCUGGAGCCCACGGAGGACGAGCCUCCAGUGGACGCGAAGCAGGCUGCCCCUGUGGACCAGGACAAGGACAAGGACCCUCAGGCCAGAAGCAAACGCAUCAAAGUGGAGCCUGGUCCGAAGGAAGCUAGAGGCUCAGAGGACAGUGGAGAGGAGGAGCUCUCAGACCCUCCCGCCCCACCCCUCCCAGAAUUCACUUCUGUCAUCCGGGCAGGGGCCCUGAAGCAUGAUCCAGUACUGCCCUGGGGCCUGACAACUCCUGGGGACCCCUCACCUGCCCAGUGUCAUGCGGGCUUCCUGCCACCGGUGGUACGAGGCCUGUGCACACCAGGCACCAUCCGCUAUGGCCCUGCAGAGUUGAGCCUGAUGUAUCCGCACCUGCACAGGCUGGGCCCAGGUCCCACACUCCCAGAGGCCUUUUACCCUACGCUGGGCCUGCCCUAUCCAGGGCCCACAGGUACUAGGGUACAGCGGAAGGGAGACUGAGAAGCCAAACCUGGGGCAUAUGUCAAGGCCUGAAGUCUUCCUUGAAAAUUAAACACCAUUCCCUGAGAGGCUCCAUUCCCAUUGACCCUGCA